Hydatigera taeniaeformis is the source of this 300-nucleotide messenger RNA. NCBI's taxonomy places the organism in Eukaryota, Metazoa, Platyhelminthes, Cestoda, Cyclophyllidea, Taeniidae. The record is from the annotation of a GenBank genome assembly.
AUGCUUGUGGUUGGCAAUUGGAAACCAUUUGGAGUCAUCCCAUUCUACCUCAUUGCACCUAUUCCACUUGUAUUGGCGAUAAAUUCACAAUGUGAGAGGGAGAGUGCUGUGUGGAGUGUGCUGCUCUUUAUUCACACUGCCCUCGUUGCGUCUUGUUUCGCACUCCCAAUCGUCCUAGCCCACGCUCCUCUCUCGGCCCCUUUGAUAAAUUGGAGUGCAUGUGGCUUAACCUUAACUGGGAACCUAAUCGUUUUUGCCGCCCUGUACACUGCUGCUCGCCUGUGCGUUAAUGGCCAAUAA